GGGAUGGGCUACUGGGACAAGGUCAACGUGUGUUACAGUGAGGAGACUACUGCCGCAGAUGGUGCCUUUGUGUUGUUCUCCGCCGUUCUCAUUGCCCUUAUGCAAAGUCAGUAACAGCAGCAGGGAAGGAGGCCAUGCCUUUCGCACAUUGCUGUGGGUCACGCAGUGGGCUUUGGGUUUGUGGAGCUGGCAUGCGUCAGCACAAAGAGUCGAGUCAACAUUUUUCUCAAGGUAAGCAAGCUGCACCCCAUGGCGCAUGGCUUCUCCCCUGAAUCAUCCUUGCAUGGUUGGGUAUUGUCCUGUCGGGUCUGUGCAGAACCUGAUGGACUUUCUUCUUUCGGGCUUCGGCUGGUGGUAUACAUUGUGGCCUGAUGACGAGGGAGGGCAUUUCGGCUGUUUCAUCUUUGUGUAUGUUUUCGUCCGUGUAGGAUUUUUGGCUAUGCGAUAGCAAGUGGCAGUAAGCUGUCGCUGGAAUGGGAGGACCCGCUCGGCUUCUUCUUUGGCCUCACCUUUGCCGGUCACCACAUGCGAUCUCUACAGAACACGUCAUGCAGUGACUCUCCGUUCCUCUGCAGCGACCGCGGGAACAAUCGAUAGUGGUGCACUCGCUGAAAGGUAUCAAUGAUCUGCUGCACAAUGGCUCACUUCAUCUGCUGAACACAUCUGUCAUGACUGUCUUCCGUCAUGAUCUCUCAGGAUCAACUUCAACUCUUAUCAGCUGCUGACCUUUUGUAUUGCUUCCUUCAUCUAUGCGGUGCACAGACAAGACAAGGCGGCACUGUUUCCUGCAUGUGUCCAAUCUGUCUGCAUGUGUAUGGUCACAGGGAGCAGCCUGGGCUGUCUGGCACGACGAUGGUGAGAAGAAUGAUCAGGCUCUCUGCUGCAGCAAAUUAUCCUCUCGUGUCUCCAGGCAUCUUGUCCAAAAUGGGCUACACAGAUUUUGCUGGGGGAGCCACGAUACACAUGCUCGGCGCCGCCAGCGCUCUCGCAUCCUGCGCUUUACUCGGCCCCCGGAUCGGUCGCUUCACCGAUUAUAAGCCGUGGACACAUCCCAACUGGCUGCGAGUAAUCCGGUAGGUCUACAAAUGCUGCCAGACGCGGCAGACAAUGCUCUUCGAUUUUGGCCGCUCGUGCGUUUAGUCGUUCGCAGGAUCCUGAAGACUACCUCGCUCCCCCGACUGGGACGGAGAUCGUGCCCGUCAACGACGCUGUGUCUCUGAUGAUCGGCACGGUAAGCUUAAACACACAGCGGUUAACAAUCGACGCCGUGUCACGGCUGCCCUGUGUGAAUCCCUCAACGACGCUCAGCUGUACCUGACCAUCUGCUGGUACGGGUAAGCUGACACACACACACACACACACACACACCGCCUCAACCAACACAUUCAUCAAGUCUCCCUCAUCUGCAGAUUCAAUUGCGGGUCAGUCGGGCGCAUCAGCGGCGGAGCGGACAUCGUUGUGGGCCAUGUGGCUGUGACGACCACCCUCGGCGCCUUUGGGGGAGGGAUCCCAUCAGUCAUCUACGGCCGGAUGUUUAAUCAAAACGCGAAUGUGAACCCUGGAGACGUGAGCAUGGCAGACAGAAAGGGAGAAACAACCGAUGGACGAAUGCAUUGCAGGUGUGUUUGGGCAUCCUCAGUGGGCUGGUUAGCGUCACGGCGGGAGCGCCCUACUUCACCACAACAAUGUCGUUUAUCAUCGGCACCAUCGGCAGCGGACUCGCCUUCCUCACCGUCCGACUGCUGGAAGCAUUCCACAUCGAUGAUGUCGUGCUCGCAAUACCGGUACACCUGCAUGCAUCAGUCUGCCUGCACCCGCACGAGAUGUCAAGCGUCAUCAGGUUCAUGGCACUGCGGGGUUCUGGGGCGCGGUGGCGAUCGGCUUCUUCGGCGUCGAAUGGAAGGAGUGCGACGAGGUGAGAAUGCAGAAGAUGCAUCUCCUUCAUCUUCGUCCGAGUCUUGUCUCGCCCACAGCUGGUGCUGGUUGGUCUCUUCUACGCCUCCGCCAAUGACCUGCCGACCGCAUGGAAGACGCUCAGGGUGCAGCUCGCCGGUCAGAAAUGACACCGGACGAGCGGAGACAUAAGUCAUGAUAUCUGUGUGUGUCCUUGGUUGGUCCCAAUAUCCAUCAGGCACGCUGCUUAUAUUUGUGUGGGCCGCGGGAACGACGUGGCUUGUGUGUGCGCUAUUUAACCAGUUCAAGCCGACGAGGCUCCGCAUAGACCUGGAAGAGGAGCUAGAAGGCCUCGAUGCUGCACACGGUCAGGCUGAGACCUCUGUGCGUCGCGAAUACGAGAGGAGGUCUCGUCUCCCUUGUUCUUUCUUCCCAUAUGCGUGUGUGCAGGCGAGAAUGCCUCGGCUGUGCGCGAUAAUGUCAUCGACAUGCUUAUCCACAGCAUUGCAGAGAUCGCGCAACAUUGGGAUCUUUCCUGGAUGGCUCAAGGCAAGAGCAGCACCUCCAAGAGCAAGCAGCGGCUGCACCGGGCCACGUCGCGGACCAUGGAAGACCUACUCAGCGCCUUUGCCAAAGCAUCCCAAUGCAUUCGCGACCAGAACUUCAGACAUCGGAUGGAGGAGGAAGGAGGUAAGGCACUCAGGAGAGUCGAGAGACACCUCCCACGGACCAACUAUUGUCUUCUGUGAUGCCUCUCGGUCUGCCGGUCAGACACGGAGCACUUCCCCGUUUUCCUGCCCAUAGAAUCCUUCAAAGUCCGGAUCAUCCAAGCUACACUCGGCCGCGCAGCCGCAGACCUAGAUGACGAUGAGGGGGAUGACGACGCAGACACAGAGAAGGAGAAGACGACCGCUGCGAGUGCCAGCAAGGGCAAGAAGAUGCCUUCUUUCCUCAACCCAUAUGUGGAGGUGCAGUUUGUGCGGGCCAACAGGCGGACGGGGCAGUUCGUCAGCCAAAUGCAGAUGGGGAGACGGCCGCGAUGCACUAGUACAAAACGGCUGACCGAUCAGCCGACAUGGAAUGAAGUAAUCGUCCACACACACACGGAGACACAGAGACCCGGACAGGAAACGACGCUGCUCUGGUUUGUUGUUAUCAGACAUUGGAGUUCCACAAUAUGGGAGGCGAGAUAGCCGAUGAUCUGUACUUCUUGCUGACGGUGUGGGACUCUGGCAUGGUCCUGCGGCCCGGCGGCCGCAUCCUGGGGCAAAUCGCCUUCCCAUGCAGCCCAUCGGCGUGGCGCAAACGCCAAGUGGAGCGCAAGAAGUCGCAGAACAUGGACGACGCCCUCAGCGGACUGCACCAACGAUCGACCAUCAAAUCAGCGGUGUGCAGAAUCAGAAAGGUCACCCAGCAAAGUGUUUUCUCUGUGGCCUUUUUGUGUGCAGGUGCAUUACCAGCGGUUACACCAGGAGGCGCGCUUCAAGGUCAUCAGGAAAAGGGACGCAACCACAGCAGCCCAGGACGAGAAGGCCUCCAGCCAAGACGACGACAUGAGUUUUUCACUCCAGCCGUCGUCCCGCCAGAACAGCCGCACCCUGGACGACACUGACGCCCCCUUGAAGCGAUGUCUCGAAAUGCUGCCGUGCUUCCGCAAAGGAGGAGACUACCAGGAAAGGCCACAGACGCGAGGGAUGUUGAAGUUCCAGGUCAUGUUUGAACCUGACGAGCACACGGAGAAAAUUGCCGAAGAGGACGAAAGGCAGCGCGCCGACCGUCUGGCAAUGAUGAACAGAGCGAGCGGCGAGCAGUCAGAGGCUGCCGUAGAGGGUUUGCUGGGUGCGGCCCCCUCGGCUGACACGCUUCGCAACAGGAAGGUGAGCAUUGCGGACGGCCUGGUGACAGAAGCCUUUCCCCUGAGUAAGGGGAGCUAUCGAUCGGGCAAAGGCGCGGCAGAGAUGGUGCGGAUGGCUUCGCUUCUCCGUGACAGUGAAGACCACGGUACUGUCCCGACCGGGGUCCUCGUGAAGUGGACGGACAGUAAUGGUAUCCCAGCGGACUUGAGAAGCCUCUCUGGCGCAUACGAGAUGGCGGGGCGGCAGGACGGCAGGCCGUACUAUGCGAAGCCGUCUCGGGACGGCAGCAUGACUUGGUAUCUGUUCUGGUCUGUGGCGAGGGAGAUGUGGCUGCUGGCCGACGUGGUGGGGUCGACCAGCCCUGUUGCCUUCUCGUCAAGGGAGGAGAGAGACGACGACGAAGAGGGGCAGCCGGCGGCUCUCUCUCCUGACAAAGCCGCGCAGCCCUGGUUCCUACAUGGGGUUGGCCAUUAGAUGUCAAACAACCGGUGAGACACGAGUCUUCUUGUCGUGUAUCUGUGGAUACCAGGUUUGUAUGGAACGGCCACAGCGGAUGGGACGAAAACACGGCAUUCUCUGUCCUUCCUGACCCUGGUACACACGACCCCCCCAACAAACACAACACAUUCCUUGCCUGUGUGUCUCUGCGUGUCUCCCUUGUCCUGCCUGCAGGGGUCCCCCGCUCUCGAUUCGAGGUCCCUCUCCCAGGUGCGGUCCCCUGGGGCACUUACAGACCGCGGCCGCCCAGUGUGUCUAGCCUCCCUCCCCCGCCCCUGCCCGGCGGGAUGAAGCUCAACCAAGAGCAGAAGAUUCAGGUCACGGCCAACCAGUUCUCCCAGACGACGGCCAUGCUGAGGAAGGGGGCGCGGGGGACUGUUGAGACAGAAAGGGAGAGGGGCAAUUUGUCGCGUGAGGGGAGUCAGAGUCUGCAGCAGAUGGUGGCACAGGCCAUCAGUGGGGAUGCGGGGAAUGGGUGUGAGACACCGCACUCGGCUGCCUCACAGGCGCCUUCACCGAGAUGAAUGGAGGUUUAUUGUUCUUGGUCCACAUGGUGUCGUGCUGGCCGGGUGGGGGAUGCAGUGUCGAGUUUGUUUUGGUUUGGUUUGGCCAUACGUAUGUGUGGGCAGUGCAACGCAGUGGACUGUGUGUGUGAUGUCUGCAUGGCACGAACGGGCGAAGCCCGUCUACGUGCGGCCUCUGCGUGCUGCAAGGUGUGUGUCCAUGAUGCAUGCGUGUGUGCGAAGACGUGAAUGCGUUCGCGUUUUGUGUGGUCGAUUUUUGGC
Vitrella brassicaformis is the source of this 5032-nucleotide messenger RNA. The record is from the annotation of a GenBank genome assembly. NCBI's taxonomy places the organism in Eukaryota, Vitrellaceae.